ACUGCAGGGGAACCACAGGAGCUCACACUCUAUACUGCAAGACAUCUCUGCUAUACUUGUAUGGACCCUACACAAUCAGUUGUGUCACCACACCUCAUUCCUGACUUUCAGGCCUCUCUGCUACUCAGAUGCUACAUGUGUUUAACCCGCUCAGAAAGUCUGGCAGUGACACUUGCUUGUCACCUGAUGGUCCUCACAACUGGAAACGGACAGCCAUCCGAAGACCACCUCCCUCUCCCUCCGUCCCAACCUCGACAUCUCAACCAAACACCCCAUUUAACAUCCCAGAGGUGCGCGUGGAGCGCUCUUACAGUGCGGACGCUCUUGCCAAAGACAGCGAUGAGGAGGAGGGUGGAGAUGGGGGUACACUGUGCGCUCCCCGUACAAUGUGGAGGACAAAGAGUGAGUCCCAGCUGGACACAAGGGGCGGGUUUAGGGAAGGUGCACUUGGGAGGAAUGAAAAAUCCGCCAGUGGAUGGAGCUUACCGUCCCCAAAAACGCUGAGGAAGAAGAGGAGGGCGGCAAAAGUCACGGCAGCAAAGCAACAUCUACUCUCCUUCUUUUUGGGAUCAAACAAGUCUCUAGCCUCUAGUGUGGAAUCUGUUAUCGGCUUUGUUUGUGACAGCGACAGGACACAUCUACACAAAAAGAAAGAAGCAAAGCACAAGAGAAGCCACCUCUCUCUUUUUCGUCUUUGGCCUUCUCAUUCUUCGCACAAUGGACGACCAAGUGUGGAUGAAGUGCUCAGCUGGGAACAGUCUCUCGAAAAUCUUCUCUCUCACACAUAUGGGCGUACUCUCUUUCGUGUGUUCCUUCAGUCGGAAUACAGUGAAGAAAACCUUGACUUCUGGCUUGCCUGUGAAGAAUAUAGAGAUACCCACCCACACUUUUUACUGCACAUCCGUGCACGCAAGAUUCACCAACACUAUAUUGCUCCACAGUCCCCCAAAGAGGUAAAUCUGGACUCUGGCACAAGAGAGCUUACUGAACAUAACCUACUCCUUCCAACACGCUCAACAUUUGAUGAGGCCCAGCGCAGGAUCUUUGGCUUGAUGGAGCGAGACUCCUUCCCUCGCUUCCUACGCUCUGAACUGUACCAGAACUUGUUACACCCACCCAAUGGGGCCUGUUGAGUUGGAAACCAACAUGGCAGCUUUGGGGGAAUAAAGGACAUAUAGACCCAAAGUUUGUUUGAGAGAUGUGGCCAUUUUGAGUGGAAAUUUAUCAUUUUCAGCAUCUUUUUUUAAUUGGCUUUAAGACUUUUCCUCAGUUUUGAGUAAUGCUUAAGGCAAUUAUGCCAUCACUUAUAGGCUGCAGUCUAGAGGAGGUAGCGAUUCUGAAUGUGGAUAGAUAUACUUUGACUAGUCCUCCAUUUUGGUUAAAAGGGUUAGUCAAUCAUACCAACGCUUGCAUGCAAUAGCCUGCUGUUGGCAACUAUAAAAAGCACUAUAGCAUUUUACUUAAGGCAUCUGCCAUUUUGAACCAACAUGGAGUCUAUCAUGCCAAUGUUUGCAGGCAGUAGAAGGUGAACACAUUGACCUAAGAUUAAUAGUUAUGUCAACACGUGAAAGUUGGACGUUUCAGACAUUAAUACAGCUAGUCUAAUGUGGCAGUUUUAAACAUCAAACUGCAUAUAUUGUUUUGAUUUUACAAUAUACAAUAAGUAAUGGCAACCAUAUGCACAACCAUAAAAAGCCAGACAUCUGGAACAGUUUGUGGCUUUGUUUAUUUGUUUUAUUUUUGAUAAUCCAAUGGUCAGCCAUUUUGAACUCUAAUAUGUGUUAAUAUAAUUUUAACUGACCUAAGAAACAGAUAGUUGCAAAGGUUUGUGAGUCUAUACUGGUGAGAACAAAAAGUGAAUUGUAGGCUCUGAUUUACUGAUGUUUCUAAUUUAAUUAAACGUGAGGGCAACAGAAUGACCUUUUGUUGGGGUCUGUUCUGCAGUGGCAAGCCAUUUUUUAUGAAGAAUGUUGGAUAUGCACAUAGCCAUGUACAUUUUUUUUUUUUUGCAAUCCUCAAAGCCAUUCAAACUUGUGGAGCAAAGACAGAGAAGAAAAAAACAUCCAUUAUCUACUAAACAGGAUGAUGGCCAGCCAUUUUGAACAGCGAUAUCACAUAAGCCAUCUCUACCAUUUGGGACACUAAAGAAUGCACGUUGACUUGUUGGCCAGUCCUUCCAUGAGGGUCAAAUGUCUGGGAGCUAUUGGCUUACCAACCCCAAGUCUUUGCCAUUUUGAACACUAGCGAUUACCUUUAAAGCCUUGCGCCUUUUAUUUUGCACUGUUAAUACCUUUUGCGCCUUUUUCUGUCAUCUUUAAUGCCUCCAUACUUAUGCACUGAAGACAGCCCCCCCCUACCUUUCCUUCACCUUUUGUUUCCUUUUAAAGGGGCAUGAAACCUCCCACCCAAAAAAAAUACAUUAUUCAGAUAGGAUGACAUAUUAAACAUCUUUCUAAUUUACUUAUAUCAUCAUAUUUUCUUUGUUCGUUAGGUAUCUUUUGUUGAAGAGCAGGGAGGUAAGCUCAGAAGCCUGCCAUGUCUCGAGCAUUAUAUGGUAACACUUUUACAAGAAUGUUAUCCAUUUGCAAGACCACUAGAUGGCAGCAGUUUUACAAGAAUGUUAUCCAUUUGCAAGACCACUAGAUGGCAGCACUAUUUCCUUCCAUGUAGUUAGUGCUCUACACACCUAACUAGGUGUCUCAACAAAGAAUACCAUAAGAAAAAAGCAAAUUUGAUCAUAGAGGCAAUUUGGAAACAUGUUUAAAAUUGUAUUCUCUGUCUAAAUCAUAUAAGAAUAUUUUUGGGUUUCAUAUCCCUUUAAGGGAGCCACCAAUUAAACAAUUGCCCAUGCUGCUGUCUCCCCUAACAUAUCGCCCCAUUUUGUACCUCAGUCAGAACUCUCAUUGGUUCCCUUGUCUGUGUCUCUCAUGUUGAAAACUGUUAGCCAUUUUGAUAGGUGUCCUAGCUAAAAAUCUGCAGUUUUGUUCCCCCCUCUAACCCCCUUUCCUUCUAGUGAUCUGCAGAAGAUUGUUCCUCAUUUAUUUGUGGCUAUGAGUACAAAAUCAGGAAAUAAUGUGAUGUAUGUUUUAUUGAGUCUAAAUGUUUUUAACGAGUUAAUAUGUAAUUAGUCCUAAGCACUGAAUAAAAUAUAUGCAGUAAUCGUC
Bombina bombina (fire-bellied toad) is the source of this 3164-nucleotide messenger RNA. RefSeq names its product regulator of G-protein signaling 1-like. NCBI's taxonomy places the organism in Eukaryota, Metazoa, Chordata, Amphibia, Anura, Bombinatoridae. The record is from RefSeq and is a predicted model, not a curated record. The transcript has 8 exons. Bases 129 to 1133 code for a protein of 334 amino acids.